UUUCUCAGUGUUUCGUUGAAAGCGUUUCGCAGAAGAGAGAAAAAGAGAGAACCCAUUUCUGGAGACAUGUCUUCCUCCUUCGACGCCUUCACCGUCGACGACGACCACUUCGCCGCCUCCGACACCUUCUCCGGCUACGCCGACUACUCCACCUUCUCCGCCGACGACAUCCCCGUCGAUCACGCCGCGCCGCCGUCGCCGGAGAUCUUCGGCUUCACCGAUCCCGAUCCAGGUUACUCCCAGUCUCCCUUCGAGCCUGUGCACGGAGUCGAGAAUGGCAACGAGAAUGGCACCGAUAACGGCUACGGCAACGGCGUUUUUGUCUCCGACGGCCCGGUGCUUCCGCCGCCGGGAGAGAUGGAGCCGGAUGAAGGUUACGCUCUCCGUGAGUGGCGCCGUCAAAAUGCUAUUCUGCUUGAGGAGAAGGAGAAAAGGGAAAAAGAAAUGAGAUUGAAGAUUAUUGAGGAAGCUGAGGAGUAUAAGGUGGCUUUCUAUGAGAAAAGAAAGCUUAAUGUUGAGACUAACAAGGUUCAAAACAGAGAAAGGGAAAAGUUAUACUUGGCUAAUCAAGAGAACUUCCACAAAGAGGCUGACAAAAAUUACUGGAAAGCUAUUGGUGAGAUUAUUCCUCGUGAGGUUCCCAAUAUUGAGAAGAAAAGAGGCAAAAAGGAUCAGGAAAAGAAGCCAUCAAUCACGGUCGUCCAAGGCCCAAAGCCUGGCAAACCCACAGAUCUUUCUAGGCUGAGACAGAUACUGUUGAAGCUGAAACACACACCCCCACCUCACAUGAUUGCCCCUCCUCCUGCACCUGCUAAAGAUUCCAAAGAUGGGAAGGAUGGAAAAGAAACUGCACCAAAAGCAAAUGGAUCUGCACCAGAAGCUGCACCUGGAUCACAACCAAAGGAUGCCACCACUAAUAACGGUACUGCAGAUUUACCCCUGAACGAAGCUUCACCCCCUGAGGAGCAAUCAUCUACAUAAUUCUUCUUUUCAUACUCCAGCUCUUGCAGUCUUUCCCUCCACAGCUCUUUACGGAUUCUUUUGUCAUGCUAUUAGUUUUUAUGGGUUUUUGGUUUGCAUUUUGAUUUCCAACGUUGAGGUUUUGUACCAAUUAUAUCCUUUAUUGACUUUUAUAUGACCUUGGAAAUUCAAAUGUUCAUGGGUUUUUUUUUAAUACAUCAUUUGAAAAUAAGAGUAUUUUUAUUUUAUUUCUA
Cajanus cajan (pigeon pea) is the source of this 1214-nucleotide messenger RNA. RefSeq names its product clathrin light chain 2. Gene Ontology annotation, cellular component: clathrin coat of coated pit; clathrin coat of trans-Golgi network vesicle; plasma membrane. The record is from RefSeq and is a predicted model, not a curated record. Gene Ontology annotation, molecular function: structural molecule activity; clathrin heavy chain binding. Lineage: Eukaryota; Viridiplantae; Streptophyta; Magnoliopsida; Fabales; Fabaceae. Gene Ontology annotation, biological process: clathrin-dependent endocytosis; intracellular protein transport.